AUGUUCAGAAUUCGGUGCUAUGGGCUGGCAGCAAACUGCUGUGGGAUGCGGUUGGUGUCAGAGGCCACAUGGGGAGAGAUAUGUAAGAGAGGUUGGUACGCUGCCAUUGAUGCGAGCGAUGCCUUUUUCCAAAAGGCCAAGAAAGAGCUGACGUUAGUCAAGUACAAUCAAUUGAAGCAGGAGAUUAUGUUACUCAACCGGAAGGGCCAGCGCCGUUCUGAGAACCCACUUCGGAUGGAGGAUGAGAAGCUGCGUUACCCCACUGAAAGCCAACGUAAAUCUCAGAAAAUAGGUUUGGAAGACUAUCAAAUUGAAAGUGUUGCUUCAUGCUGA
Cladocopium goreaui is the source of this 333-nucleotide messenger RNA. Lineage: Eukaryota; Dinophyceae; Suessiales; Symbiodiniaceae. The record is from the annotation of a GenBank genome assembly.